ACCUCUAUUGAAUGCUUUAUACAGUUCGAGUAUUCAUAGUAAAGAUUUUAUUACCUAAAGAAAUAUGAAAUUUGAGUUAAACUGUGAUGCGGAGAAUGUGCGUCCACCACGAGAAGAGCAGAUGGAUACGGUUGCACGACAAAAAUUGCGGUGCAGAGUAGCAGCAGAAAUAAUUGAAGUGUUGGAGCAGCAUUGCGACAACUAUUGUGCUUAUGGAUGAAGUGAAGCUGAUCGUGCGCGUAGGUCUCACAGUCUUUUGUUGGCCGCAUCAGCUUGCACUUGAUUGCGGUGUAGCUUCAGUGUGUAUCUUUUGCUAGUGUUGUAAAAUUUCGGUUGUAUUGCUGGUUUGGCGUGUUGCAAUGAUCGUGAUUUGCAUAUUUAUCUCGCUGACGAUCAUCUCAGCCGUAAAUUAUUACAAGACACGUAGAAAACGUGCGCUGAUCACUAAUCUCAGUGGCCCAUUUGCAUUGCCGCUAAUUGGAUCAGUGCAUAAGUUCUUGCUGCUUACGCCCAAAAAUUUCCUCUCCAAGUCGCGCGAUUAUCUCAACAAAUUCGGCACUCUCUCGCACUGCUGGGCUUUCGAUCGUCUCUUCAUACUCUCUGCCGACUACGAGUUUGUCACGCAGCUUCUACACAGCCCAGAUCAUUUGAAUACAGGCUACAACAAUCUGUUGCAACCGGUGUACGGUGUUGGUUUGCUAAGACGAAAUGAUGAAGAGUGGCGACAGCGCCGUCAACUGAUUUCGUACGCGCUGCGGCCGGAGAUAUUAGCAGAUUUCGCAGAGGUUUUUGCAGCGCAAGCGAAUUUGCUGAUCGAUCGACUACGCGCAGAAUGCGAUGGCAAAAAUAGCUUCGAUAUACAGCCGUAUGUGGAGCGAGCCGUACUUGAUGUGCUGCUUGCGACAGUGUUGGGCAUGGAGAGAAGAGCACAGCAAGAGCAGGUGAAGUCAGCGCAGCGGAAGUAUGCUCAAACUGUGUUGGCACUCAUCGAUCUCUUCCCAGCUCGUUUUCUCAGCUUACACUCUGCAAACUCCACAAUCUAUAGUAUUCUGUGCCCGUUGAAGAAGCGGCGUCAGCAGCGCCUUUUGAAGACAAUUAAUCGCAUAAACAAUGGACUGAUUGCUGAGCAACGCGCAGCCACAGCUACUACGUUUGAUAAGUCAAACGGGAUGGCCUACACAAUCCAAGUGAAUGAGUCAUGCAACGACACACAGGCGCAGCGACGUGACACACUUUUGAAAAUGCUGCUUGCAGCUAAUAUUGCGGGCCAGGCCCUGAGCGAUGCAGAGAUUUGUGAUGAACUGAAUACAUUCAUUUUUCAAGGAUGCCUGCUAACACCUGCGGCAAUUUCAUUUAUGCUUGUGAUGAUUUCGCGACAUCCUAGCGUGCAACAAAAGGUGCUCGAGGAGUUGCUGGGCGUAUGGCCCAAGGGAACGGCCCAUGAGUAUACAAUAGAAAAUUUGAUGAAGCUGAAAUAUUUGGAAUGCGUAAUCAAUGAGACGUUAAGACUCUAUCCACCACAGCCGAUAAUUGCGCGUGAUCUGAAGCAUAAUUUCAAUUACACCCAUUCGCAGCUCAAUGACGGGGUGCUACCUGCUGAAUCGGAGGUUUAUAUAAAUAUUUUCGAUAUGCUUCGCCAAUCAACCAGCUUCACUGAUCCUGAACGCUUUUGGCCGGAACGCUAUAGCAUGACCAUGCCCAUCCAAAAUAGCGAAAUGCUUGCUUGGGGCAUUGGUCCACGACACUGUGUGGCACAAAGGUACACCAUGUUGCUGAUGAAAUCUGUGAUUGCCCAACUGUUGUUGGCCUAUGAAGUCUUGCCAUUUGGCGAGGAGUUGCGUUUAGAAGUGAAAAUUGUUUUGAGAUCUUCGAGUGGUUGGCAAGUGGCGCUAAAGGAGCGUGACGACUAGGUUUUUAAGCGUUUAAACACUUUAUUAUAUAUUCGAGGCAGUUUUAGUUGGUUUUUAAUGCAAAUAUAAGUAAUGUAAGUACAUUUUUAUAAGGGAAUAAACAAGGCAAUAUAUUAC
Molecule: messenger RNA, 2027 nt
Organism: Anastrepha obliqua
Lineage: Eukaryota; Metazoa; Arthropoda; Insecta; Diptera; Tephritidae
Product: probable cytochrome P450 316a1
Exons: 4
Coding region: 360-1910 (516 amino acids)
Molecular function (GO): monooxygenase activity; iron ion binding; oxidoreductase activity, acting on paired donors, with incorporation or reduction of molecular oxygen
Source: RefSeq, a predicted model, not a curated record